GUUAGUAUCCAUGCUUACUAAUAUCAACAUUGUAGAAAGGAGUAUCAGGCAUCUUGCUGAUAUAUUGUUAUCGAUGCAUUUGUUGUCGAUUUGGAGAUAUCUUGUACGAAACUAGGCACGGAGUUUCUGCAAAAUUUGAUGCCGAUUAAUUUUUCGAGUUAGAAAAUUCAUGAGUCAAACCACGCACAACGGCGAACGAAGUGGGACGUGGAAUACCUGAGUUGACGAAAGUCAUCGGCGGCAGGUUUUUAUUGGAGACAAUGCUAACAGGGUCUGUGCUGUUGGAGCUUAUCCUCCACGGUUUAGCAACGCUGUGCUAAGCUGCGGGUACGUCCAGCACCCGCAGUCAUCUCUUUCAACGAAUCCCUGCACAUCCUCACAAUAAACACAAACAGCAAGAUGGACGAACAGAUGAAAGCCCAAGAGGACAUUAUUAAAGCUAAGGAGCUUGAAGAGAAGAGGAAGAUGGACCGCGAGGAGAACUUCCACGAUAUUUUCAGACCAGUCGGAAAGUUUGACGUCUCGUAUGCAGACUGGGAGCCAGUGCCUGAAAAUCGACAUAAUUUCUCUGAGAGGGAUUAUAGUGUGCACAGAAAGCGUGAGUUUCCUCAUGUCCAUCAUCCCCUCAAGUCACUCAAGAAGAAGAAAAAGCGCAGGGAUCAGCGCAAAAGGAAGAAGAAAAAGAAACAUGAGGUGAAGUUUACCCCGUCUUUACCUGGAGUGGAAGAAGAUGAUGAGCCCGAUUACUCGUUGUGCCCCAGAGGCCGUUCAUGUAGUUUUGAAUCGUGGGAUUCUGACACUUCCAGUUCGAGUCUCAGUGGUGAAGAUUCCGACAUCCCACCUGUGUCGAGCGUGCCAUCGAUCCAGGUCGACCCACCUAAAGAUGGUGAGACUAAGAAACGACCGACACAUAUCGGCUUUAAACCUGAAGUGGGUGAAAGUCCAACACGACACCGACCACCGGGGAUGGAUGAGGCAACAAGGGUUGGCCUACCAUCUGUUGAUAGUCCUGAUGGUUUAUUAUCACCUGCAGAUGGCACCAGGAAGAAGUCAACUGGCUCACUUCCAGGCAGUAGAAGGAACUCAGAUUCUACAAAGCUUCCUGGCACAGGAACACCUCGCAAAAGUUCUAUCAAAAACACCGAUUUGAGAAUGGCAUUUUUGAACCGGAAACUUAGUGAGACUGGUCUGCCAAGUCCCAUGUCAACGGAUUCUUUACGGUCGACACCAGAAGUAGCAGCUGAGGAGUUCCAUGUCGAGUCCACCUAUGUCCCAGAGCCAUCACGCAUGUUUGCCAGUGGUAGUGACCCAGUUGUGUCCAUUUGUAACCAGCAGGAGUUGCCUGAAUUCUCGGCCGACCCUGCCGCCAAAGUGAAGUUUUCACUUGGUGACGAUGAUGAGGAGGAUCAUUUACGUGAGACUGAGGCUCUGAUGGCUAAUUAUGACGCAGAAUCGCCAGAUAUCGCUCUGUCCCCGGCGUUGGAGAGUGACGAGAGGACCACAUCGCAGCCUGAUGCUAAACCUAAGAAACACAAGCACCACCACCACCACCACCACCACAAGCGGCGCCACCACUACCCACAAGAGAACUACAACCUGGAGGACCUAUUGGAGCGCCGGCACGCUGGCAGUGAGACAUCAAUCCAUCCGUCGCUGAAACGAGUGCCAACAGAGCCUGAUGAAGCCGCACUACUACAUCUGGCUGCUCUUGAUAAUAUGAAAAGUCAUAGGUUGGAAGAUGCCCGCGGUAUUCGGCGUCACAAGAUCCGCCACAGUGCCAUGGCUUCUAUCGUCUCCAUCGGCAAGGCUGAAGAUCCUAGACGACCAUCGCACACUCCGGCCAGGAUGAGGCAGUAUGAUCAUAGUCCACACGAUGUGUUUGUUGAAUUAGACGAGUUGUUUGUUGGUGACCAAAACGAGCUGGAAUGGCGUGAGAAGGCGCGUUGGAUCAAAUUUGAAGAGGAUGUUGAGGAAGAUGCUGAGAAAUGGGGCAAACCUCACGUGGCCUCUCUCUCAUUUCAUAGUCUGCUUGAUCUGAGGCGAUGUCUUGAGAAAUGUGCCAUCCUCCUAGAUCUGGAGGCCAGCGACCUCACCUCCAUCGUGUCACAGACCGUAGACAAGCUGGUCAUCGCUGAUCAAAUCACUGAUGACGACCGUCCCAAGGUGUUCAGGGCGCUACUUCUAAAACACAAACAUGUCGAGGCUCAGCGUAUCAGUCGUCGCCGUACUAUGCCAGCUGUUCAUAUUGAAGCUCUCAGCGAACUCGGGCGCCGUUUCUCUUCAUUCUCACCAGAUAGAGGGCGCUCAGCUUCUGUUGCUAACCGUGAUGCGAUCGAGUUGGAGGAAUUAGUGCACAUGCACGAUGAUAAACAAACAGCUGCUAAUGUUGUUAGGAACCUCUCCUCGGCAAGCCUUACUAGGGUCCUCGGCUCGAGCCACAGCCUUAAGGAAAAGGAGAGCAAGUUGCCAUCAAAAGGUGACUCCACCAGUACUGUUGAAGCGAUCUCAUACACUAAAGUGGACGAUGUUCAUGUUGAUAUUGAUAAUAACACAGUAAGUGCACAAGAUGAGACAGUAUCAUUAGAGGUACCUAAACUGAAGCGGCCAGAGACAGCUGGUGGCAGGCAGCAGCAUGACAUCAUGAAGAAGAUCCCCAAAGGUUCCGAGGCAAUGACUGUGUUAGUCGGUGCUGUGGAGUUUCUCGACAAACCCAUCAUGGCUUUCAUUCGCUUGGCUGAAGGACAGUAUUUGGCUAAUCUGACUGAGGUGCCAUUGCCAGUGCGAUUCCUCUUCAUACUGCUGGGACCUGAGCAUGCUGGUCUUGACUACCACGAGAUGGGCCGCUCUGUUUCUACACUUAUGUCCAAUAAGAUGUUCCAUGACACUGCUUACCAUGCGGACCGGCGCCAAGAUCUCCUCUCAGCCAUCAACACUUUCCUGGAUGACUCGAUCGUGCUGCCCCCUGGUGAAUGGGACAGGGACACGUUGCUGCCGAUGAAGGUGAAUGAGGUGCGUCAGCGGAGACGGAAACAGGAGAAGAAGGAGAGAGAGGAGAAGGAGAGGAAAGAGCCAAAGGACGAGGUGGAUUCCACGUCACUGUUGGAGGCUGAGAAAGCUGCAAAGAUGGAUAUGGAUCCUCUACUCCGGACCAAGCGUGUGUUUGGUGGCCUUGUCAAUGACGUCAAGAUCCGAUACCCAUUCUACCUCAGCGACAUUAAAGAUGGUCUCAAUAGUCAAUGUUUCGCUGCAUUUAUUUUUAUAUACUUUGCGUGUCUGGCUCCUGCUAUCACAUUUGGUGGUCUCCUUGGUGAGAAAACGAAUGGUUGGAUGGGAGUAGGUGAAAUGUUUGUCGGUGUUUGUGUUUGUGGCCUCAUCUUCACAGUCUUCUCUGGUCAGCCCCUCCUCAUCCUUGGACACACUGGACCCCUCUUGGUGUUUGAAGAGGCCAUGUAUGGGUUCUGUUCGAGUAACAACCUCACCUACAUGCCGAUGCGAGCAUGGAUUGGCAUAUGGGUGAUGCUCAUCACAAUCGUGGUGGUGAUGUUAGAAGGCAGUGUCCUUGUCCGCUAUAUAACAAGUUUUACAGAGGAGGUCUUCGCUACCCUUAUCUCGCUGAUCUUUAUAUAUGAAGUAUUUAGAAAGCUUUAUGUGAUAUUUACCCAGCAUCCUCUGCUGUCAGUUUACCCAGGUCCGUGUCUGGUUCCUGAGGCAUCGCUAAACAACACCACAGAUGUCUUGAACGCCUCCUACCUUGUCAUGACCACACUAAUGCCCUCGACAGUGGAUUAUGCAAACCUGUCAUUGGGGAACGAGACAAUAGUGAAACCAGCGGAACCAUUGAACCAACCCAACACGUUCCUUCUCUGUGUCAUUCUCACAUUUGGAACAUUCAUCAUCGCAAAUCUUCUACGGAGGUUCCGCAAUAGUAAUCUUCUUGGCCGGACAGCUCGGCGGGCAAUUGGUGAUUUUGGAAUCCCGAUAGCAAUUAUUAUUAUGACAUUGGUGGAUUAUUUCAUUGCCGAUGUUUAUACACAGAAACUGAAUGUUCCACCAGGAAUCCAACCAACAUCUGCUGAGCGGAAGAGUUGGUUUAUCAACCCAAUGGACGAGAUCGAAAUUUGGCAGAUCUUUGCUGCUAUCAUUCCAGCUUUCCUCAUUUUCAUCUUGUUCUUCAUGGAGACAUCGAUUACAGGGGUGAUCGUUAAUAAAAAGGAGCGGAGGUUAAAGAAAGGUUCAGGCUUCCAUCUUGAUCUAUUCAUCAUCGGUAUCUUGAAUGGAUUCUGUGGCGUCUUCGGCCUGCCGUUUAUGACAGCUGCCACGGUGCGGUCGGUGACUCACGUCUCGGCACUGACUGUCUUUAGUAAAACGCACGCCCCUGGUGAGAAACCAAAGCUUUUAGAAGUGAAGGAGCAACGUCUCACAAACUUCCUUGUCCAUGUAUUGAUUGGUAUAUCGGUGCUAAUGAGUCCUGUCCUGAAGGAGAUUCCUAUAGCUGUACUAUUCGGUGUCUUCCUCUACAUGGGCGUGGCCUCUAUGAGUGGCAUUACAUUACUUGAUCGGUGCUUGUUGGUCUUGAUGCCAGAGAAACAUCAUCCCGAGGUGGAUUAUGUGAAGAAGGUGAGAACACGUAAGAUGCAUUUGUUUACGUUCCUGCAAGUUCUCUGGCUGGUCAUUCUCUGGAUCGUGAAAUCAACAGCCGCUUCACUAGGCUUCCCAUUCUUCCUGCUGAUGAUGAUACCAUUCAGAUUGUUUCUCCUCAAGUUCAUGUUUGAGAAGAAGGAGCUUGCCGCGCUUGAUUCUGAAGAAGUUGAGGUUGAGGAGGAUGAUGGGAACGAGGCUGAUGACGAGGCAGGUGAUGACGAGCCUGAUUUCUACCAAGGCAGCCAUCUUCCCUCUCACCCCAGAUUGUCUAUGGCCCACUUGUACCAACACCCUAGCAAUGCCAGCUUCACGCGCACACCAAGCCUAGUGCCAAGUUAGUUAUUAUCUUAUCAUGCCAGUUGAGAUUGUCUUGAUGCUCCAGUGGUAUGUUGACCUGAUGACUGUCGACAUCCAUUCAGGCACGUUAACUUGGCCAUUUGAAGCUGACUUGUGCUGCUCUAGCUCCGUGUACCUAUAGCACUUGGAUUACUCGAGCUCAGCUCUUGGUUGAAGUUUGACUCGUUAUAAACUAAUUUGAUCUUUGUGUAUCGUUGUCAUGCUGAAGUUGGGAGUGUGCUGGUCACAUGAACUAUGGAACCAAUGUCUGUCUGUCCUAUAUCCAAGCUCUCUUUAUUCAUGCUAGCUAGACUUGAAUAGAAGCUUGCUACACCAUGGGGUGUAUGACAUCGCCUGCUUGUACAUGCCUUGCCUGUUCCCAUUCUUUAGCCAAGCUUCACUUUACUAAAAGAUGGGACCAAACUAUGUACCUAGGAAAUCUGGGUUGCUUGCUAGACAAGUUCAUUCACCUUAAAACAUAUACAUGUAGCUAAUUUUCCAACAAUGAGCAUUUAUUGUGUAUGUCAUUUGUAAAGCUUGCAUGCUGUUUUCUACUUGUUCCUUUCACAUUUUGUAAAUUUUAUAUUUUGUACCAGUGUGACUAGGGCUUUCUGUGCUAAUUUCUAAAAGAUGUUUGGGAUAGGGGAAGUGUCUGAUAGAGCUGUUUAUAGUCAAAUCAAAUAAAAUAAGUUCAUUGAUGUCUAUUAAAAAAUGACAUUUCAUAUGAGCAGAAGAUCCACUAACCUUGUUAGAGAAGAGGUGAAACUGUCACAUAGGAUGCUGAGCAUAUGUCAAAGACAUUAACAGUAAAGUGCUGACUUUUUAUAGUGUAUAUUAUAAGAGAUAUUGUAGAAAACUAAUCAUAUAUGGAGAUGCGUAGAAUUUGUCUGACAGUCAGAUGGAAGCGAUUGGCUUCUGCAUGGUGUGCAAUAAAUAAACAUAUGGAAUGUUAAAAUAAAUAUACUGUGCAGGCACUAUUUAACGUGUUUAGUGGGUCUGACUCACAUUGGCCUAAUACACUUCAUAUUACAGGCCUUCUGCACAGGCACAGGCUAAAUAGUGUCUAAACAGUAUGCUAUGUCUAAAUAAACACAUAAAAUGUUAAAAUAAACCUGUGUAAUAUCUAUUGAGUUGAAUGUUUGGGAUUCAUAGGAAUAGUAAGUGGGUGGUAAGCACAAGUACUGGUAGUUUCUGCACACCAUGACCUAGAUGUAUGAAGAGGAUUUUGCUUCUGCUAAUGGGAAUUGUAACCUUGGUAUUUUGUUCAUUUUGCUACAGUUGUAGUUUAAAGAUAAAAUAGUGUAUUUCAUCGAUCAUGUGAGGAUGAAGUUAACCUUUACCAAUAUAAUUGGUAGUUAACUUUGUUAAUGAAUAUGUGGUGAACUAAUGUUCACUUUAAGGAUGGAGGUUGCAUUCUUUGAGAGAAAAAAAAUCGUGAAAUCUAUCAUCUGAAAAGAUGAGAUUUUCUGCUGGAUUGACCUCGAUCAUUGAAGUGUCCAAGAGCGGCCAUGUUCCAGAGUCCUCCAGAGACCUGGCUGGUUUUGUAAGUUAAGCAUGUGAUGCUCUCAUAGUACUUGUUGAUAGUAGAGGCGAGAAAAUAUGACAGGUAUUUAUUUGUCUCUUGUUGUUUGCUUGUCGCAAUAUGUAUGGUGUGAAGUGGACAUUCUCUACUGAUCAUUGAGGGAGCAAAUGAUUUAUAUGUGUGCUGUUCCAAGCGUGUCAUCGAACUGUGUGUGAAAUAUACUGUGUUCAAUGCUCAAUGAAGACAGUGAAUUCAGUUUGUAUAACAUGUUUGGUUGGCCUGACUUGUUUAUAAAGGUGAUUCCUCCAGAGGCCAUCACACUCACUUGUAGACCUGUUCUCCUCAGGCAACACUGAGGUGCCACCAUCAGUAGAGUGAAUAAUGUUGGGUCCACACUUGCCUUACAAAUGAGUGAUUGCCUCAGUAUGUUUUACACACCAGAUUGACAUAACCACAAGUAGUUUUUUAUGUGUUCAGAGAUACAUUCUUGUAAACCUGCGCAGAGCAGUCAAUGUGUAGCAAAAGGAUUCAACGCUUAGAUUUAUAUUUCUAAAUGACAGACUGUAGUGCAUUAUUUUAUGGAAAAUAACUUUUGUAAAUAAUGUACAUUUGUAAAAACAAAAUUGUACAGAAAAUAACCUUGGGAACUUUGAGUAGUUGAUGGGGAGAGAGUUUAUUAUUAUGUGGGCUGUGCAAGUGUUUCUAAAACAUAUGAUUAGUAUCAACAGUGAUCGGCUAGCAGUGUCAAGCUGGAUAUAGAUGGUGGAUGCAGUCUGAGGUCUAAAUCUCGCACAACCAGCUGAGGCAAGCAGACAGAGAAGCAGCGAAUUGGUGCAUUUCUGAUCUGCACCAAUAACUCUCCCCUUUGCCCAAUUUCUGGACAAAUUGUUUUGAGAAAUUAGAAUCAUUCAGCUGCAGUAAAUGUUAGCACCUUGUCAAUGAUGACAUCUGGCAACAGAUAACCCAACUAUCAAAUUAUACCCUGGUUGUUUAUCCAGUUGCCAAGCUGCAGAAUUGGUGAUGAUCAUAAUGCCACUCGGCCUGGAGGAACUUUAUGUUUACUUGACCAAAAGAGGGAAGUGCCUUCAUCAUUAAGUCAUAGUGGGAGGUUCUGACUGAUGGCUUAUCUCUGGUCCACGUUGGUAAUUAAAAAAUUAGAGAGGGAUCUGUAAUUAUGGCCAAAUUUGUAGUUCAAUAGACUGGGAUAAAAACAUAUGUACAAAUUUUCUGUGAUGAUAAUCAAGACUGCUUUGUACAUAAUAACGUGUAUGUAUUGUUUGUAUCUGUGUAUCAUAUGAGAAGACUUGAUAGUUGUCAAGUGCCUGUGUCUCAUUUAUGCUUAGACAUGUUGUCAGCUUAGCUGAACUAGUUCACCACUGCUACAAUAGCCAGGGGGGAUCUAGGCUAUUGUUCACUUCUUGAGGGGGGCCUGCCUCGGCACCAGCGACCAGGAACCUUGAUUUUACAUUCAAAGGAUAAAGCUUUCGAUGCGUCUGCACGAUGAACAAUACGAGGUGUUAUCAUUGAAAUGCUUCUCUCCUGAUGUGACACAAUGCCAGAUGUUAAGUGGUUUGUGAGCUUUGUUAUAUUCACCCUUCAAUGUUUAGGAAUGGUCACGUCUGCUGGGCCGCUCUGAUGACUAAUGAAAUCCAUCAUAUGUGGAUCAAAAAUCUACUCGGAUCAAUUUCCACUUCAUUUUAAAACCAUUGUCAGACCAAGCUGAUGAAUAUUUUUGAGUAUCAGAAAUGUAUAAUUUUACCAAAACUCCAAAUAUGACACCAAUGUACUGGUAUGGUUGUGUUGGUGAGUUUCAACAAUCUUAGGACAAUUAGACUUGACAUCUGUUGUGAUAUGAUAUUGGCCUGAAGCUGGUGUGUAGUACAUACAUCAUCAAACAUUGAAGGGUUGAUCAUUUUGUAUGCUUUGUUAUAUGAAUAGCACUUGUUGACCAUUUCUGUGCACUUGUCAUAACUGAUUGACUGGGUGCGCAAGCCCAGUCUGCACAAUUAAAAACAGAAAGAAAAAAAUUAAACAAAAUAUAUUUUGAAUG
Lineus longissimus is the source of this 8549-nucleotide messenger RNA. RefSeq names its product band 3 anion transport protein-like. Gene Ontology annotation, cellular component: plasma membrane. NCBI's taxonomy places the organism in Eukaryota, Metazoa, Nemertea, Pilidiophora, Heteronemertea, Lineidae. Bases 400 to 4980 code for a protein of 1526 amino acids. The transcript has 24 exons. The record is from RefSeq and is a predicted model, not a curated record. Gene Ontology annotation, molecular function: solute:inorganic anion antiporter activity; monoatomic anion transmembrane transporter activity. Gene Ontology annotation, biological process: transmembrane transport; monoatomic anion transport; regulation of intracellular pH.